CCUUCUUAAUCCUCCUCUCUCCUCAUGGAUGCUCCCGUCAUUCCAUUGGAAUCCCUGGUAUGAGGCAAGAAGAAAAGGCCUCGGGUACAGAGUGGGAUAAGUGCUGCACUUUGCCAUCAUGAAGACAGCCACAGCCACCAUACUUGUCCUAGCUAUUUUCACCCUGCUCUCUUCAGGGAAGAAGUUCAGAUGGUGCACCCUGUCUGACCUGGAGCAGAGGAAGUGUGCUGAGUUAUCUAAAGUGCUCCUGGUUGUCCUACCAUUGGCUACAGUCAACUCCUUUACUAGGGUUUCCUGCAUCCGAGCUCAAAAUACUCAUGACUGCAUCGACAAAAUCAGGGUGAACAAAGCAGAUGCUGUCUCUUUGGAUGCUGGAGAUGUUUAUUCUGCAGUGAAGCUGUACGGCUUAACUGUGGUAGCAAAAGAGAUCUAUGAGGAAGGAAACUGUGUGUUUGCUGUGGCCGUUGCCCGACGAGGAUCAUUGGACAUUCAGAGGCUCGGGGGGGUGCGUAGCUGCCACAACGGAGCCAGAUGGACAUCAGGCUGGAAUAUCCCACUGGGCUUCCUCCUGGCUAGAAAUGAGCUCCAUUGGAAUGAGGAUCAGCCUCUGAGCCAAGUGAUCAGUCAAUAUUUCAAUGCCAGCUGCAUCCCCGGGGUCGGUGUCACGUCCCCUCAGCUCUGUGCUCUCUGUCAAGGACCAAAAUCCUACGUCAGGAACAAGAACCACUUCUGUGAGACCAGCAGCAGCGAGCCCUUCUACGACUCAGAGGGAGCCUUCAGGUGCCUGAAGCGUGGGGUGGCAGAUGUUGCUUUCCUAGAUCACUUAAUAAUAAUGAAUGGCACAGAUUCAGAGCAAGAGGAAUAUGAGCUCCUGUGUCCCGAUGGAUCCACAGAGAAGCUGAGCGCCUAUGGCACUUGUAACCUGGGUCGUGGGCCUGGGCGUGCCAUCGUCAGCCGCCACAACUUCCAGAAGAUCACCAAGAAAUUUCUCACCAUGAUACAGCAUCUCUUUGGGCAGAAGGGAAAAGAAAGGGACAAGUUUGAGCUCUUCGCUUCAGCGCCAUUCAGGGGGAAGAACCUGCUAUUCCGUGACGCCACCCAGCACUUGCAGCUCCUCGAGGGCAAAGCAGAGAUCUCCCAUGUCCUUGGCCUGGAUUACGUGGCCCUCCUGAAAGGACUAGGUCAUGAAGGGAGCUCGCUGGACAACAGUGUGGUCCCCUGGUGCUGCAUCAGCCGCGCCGAGCUCCGCAAGUGUGAGGAGUGGGCCUUGAGCAUCAAGUCUCACCCGCUGGUCUGUGUCCAAGCAACUUCAAUGACCAGCUGCAUCAAACUGAUCAAGAGCAACGAGGCCGAUGUAGCCACGCUGGAUGCCACGCAUGCCUACGUUGCUGGGGUAUGUGGGCUGGUGUCAGUAGCUGCAGAAUGUUACGAAGAGGCAUGUGCCCCAGCUGCUGGGAGAACAAAGAAGCUGACUCUCCUUGCAGAUAAAGAACUGCCACCUAUCUAUGCUGUAGCGCUGGCAAAGAAGAAUGCCAGGCAUCUAAAUAUCCAUAACCUGAGGGGACGUCGCUCCUGCCACAGUCACCUGUACAGUCCUGGGGGGUGGCUGCUCCUCUCCAGGUACACAGUGGGGGCUCUGGAGAACAACACUGUGAACUGUGAUAUCGGCUCUGCUUACCAGAGUUACUUUUGGAAGGGUUGUAUGCCAGGAGCAGGUGGGAAUUUAUGCAAAGUCUGUAUUGGAGAAGAUGAGAUGGAAGGGGCAAAAGUGACCAGCAGGUGUGCUGGGAAUCAUAAUGAACGCUACUAUGGAAACAUGGGUGCACUCAGGUGUCUAGUUGGCAGUCCCAAUGGAAGGAAUUUUGGGGACGUGGCUUUCCUGGAACAUCAUAACCUGCUCAAGAAUAUUAAGAUCCUGCGGAGCUCAGGUUGGGCUAAGGGUUAUACUCUAAAUGACUUUGAGCUGCUGUGUCCGGAUGGAAGACGUGUUGCAGUCACAGACUGGGCAGAUUGUAACCUGGGUCCUGUUCCCCCUAACAUUGUCAUGACACGGCCAGUGACUAUGACCAAGAUCUACAACUUCCUAAUGAAAUCUCAGGAAUCUCUGGCAAUGAAUCUGGAUUCCAAGUUCCAUCUGUUUAAUUCUCAGGAGUAUGGAGAAAGUGAUCUGCUUUUUAAAGAUGCCACUCACUAUCUUGUUCUCACAGACCACCAGGCCUAUCGGUCUAUCCUUGGAAAAGCCUUCUUCCAGCUGGCAGAAUCUGUGUUUAAUUGCACACAUGCAGACAUCUUAGAAUUCUGCAAACAGGAUAUCUGCACAUCUUAAAUAGGCAGACACGUCUACUGAUGCAACAGACAGAAGUGCCGCAAGAUAUCCAUCACCACCACCCAAGCUGAAACCAAGAGAUACCAAAACGGCUUUCACACUGAAGACUGGCUAUUUGCAGUUUCAUAACAGCAAGACAGAUAUCAUGUUCAAAUACUGAAAAAAUGAACCGUGCAGUUGCCAUACUCUUACUAAUAUAUAUGCUCCCUCUUUCCCCACCAUGACUACUGGACUAGCGAUGCUGAAAAUGCUCAAAUGUCACUGCCAUUUCCUGUCCAGAAGUGCUGUUUGUUACUUACAUCUACUCUGCUUUGUGUGAAGCAUGGCAUCACAUAGAGCAGUACAGACUGGACAGCAAAAUUUUGAGACUUGGCAAGCAGCCUCAGAAGAGUAGCUGCCAGCAAUUAAAACUCUUUAGUAGCUUCAGUUUAAUCCCAACCCGGCACAAUUUAUCAUCUUUGCAGGGAGGUCAGAGGCUACACUGUAGGCAACAUCAGGCUUAGGAAUAAUAAUUCCUUCUUCUGCUGGCCAUAUACAGCACACAGGUUAUUGCUUUGUUCCUCUAACUUGCUUUAUUUAUACUACAUUUCCAUUAAAAACAUCUGGGAUAACUGCAAUAUUACUUUUGAAUGCAUGUAUCUUGCUUCAGCUAGCUACGCUGCACUACCUUUAUAUUUUCCUCUAGCACAGACAAGCAAUACGUGUAUUUAUUUCUGGUUUAUUUCUCUUUUGUUUGUAUGACCAACCAAGAACAUGUACCAAAUGAAUCAAUACAUUUUGCAUUUAUCUCUCGGCAAAUUAACACUCUGUAAUGACUAAGUUGUUUCUACCAUCAGAACCAGGU
Molecule: messenger RNA, 3170 nt
Organism: Pelodiscus sinensis (Chinese soft-shelled turtle)
Lineage: Eukaryota; Metazoa; Chordata; Testudines; Trionychidae
Source: RefSeq, a predicted model, not a curated record